AACAACAACAAUAACAACAACAAUAAUAAUAAUACGAAUACAAUAGCACACACACACACACACUAAAGCCAACUUGCUAUCCACGGCGAUCGUGGGUGAGAUUUGUUCAAAGUAGACACGAAAAACGAUCGGAUGACUUUUCGGGGGGUUAGGCUUGUGUGUGUGUGUGUGUGCGCGGUUACAGAGUCAUCCGUGCCUGGUUUCUGUGUGACAUGUACACUCAUCCCCAAACUAAAAACACACUGUCCUUUCCUCGUAUCACCCAAAAGAAGCCCACGCGUCUUUGGGCAACGUUGACAACCCGCGGCCUUUGAAAAAAGUUUUCUUCGGAGACACUGGGCUGCUUUUGCUGCGCGUAUCAACCCAUCACCGACGUUCCCCAAUUUUUAUUUUGGGUUUCCAUAAUAACAAUGCAUAAGUUGACUUGUACAUUGCAUAGAUUCGCAUUACUGCGACCUCGACUCCUAGUACACCCUACUACUAUAACUACUACUACUACUACCACUGCUACACGAUUACCGUUACGACCCACCCCAUUGUCAUGUCUGUCUACCCGAUGGUCAAGCACAAUACCACCACCAACACAACAACAAAACGAGGAGAAUCAAGACGAAUUAGAAACGAUCGAUCCAAAAGACUAUCCUGAAUUGUACCCAGAACUCCAAAGUGAACAAGUACAGGAAGAAGAAGAAUUGGUAGACACGGAAUGGUUUGUGGAGGACGAGCAACAACACGAUCAAAAUUUUGUACCGUUAUGGCAACGCCGAGCAGUCGGCGAUCAUCUCCAUGGACGAUGGGCCAUGCAAGAAGCCUCAAAACGACUGAUUGAUUCGGGUGACAUGACGCCCGAGAACAUUCAGGCUUUGUUGGAAGAAAACAAAAUGGACGCGGUUCAGGUGCUGGAUGUGCGCGGUCGGUGUGACUGGACUGAAUAUAUGAUUGUUGCGGAAAGCGAUAAAGGAGACCGGUUUCUCUGUAAUGUUGCUGAGCAAAUACGACAGACAGUAAACAAAGCGAUUCGAGAAAAUCCAUCGGUACAAGAUGAAUUGACAGCACCCCAUAUCGAAGGACGGGAUGAUCAAUCGGGUUGGGUGUUGAUCGACUUGGGAAGUUGCGUGGUGCACCUGUUUACGCCUGAGGUUCGCAAGCAUUAUGACCUGGAAGGAUUGUGGAUACCCAACGACAGUGACAAGAAGAUCCAGGAAUAGGUGUCUGUGUGCAACACGCACCAAUACACACAUUCCCUCAUGGAUGAAAAAGAGAAUAAAUAAUAAUAAUAAUAAUAAUCAAAGUUUAGUGUUACCUUUGUUUGCUGUCAACAACAAAAAUGAAAAUUGAAAAAAUGUGCUGGGUUACACGAGAAAUCCCAUUCCGGUCAGCGGCAUAACAGUUAUC
This is a messenger RNA of Zychaea mexicana, 1395 nucleotides long. Its product is annotated as Oligomerization domain-containing protein. Gene Ontology annotation, molecular function: ribosomal large subunit binding. The coding region runs from base 411 to 1208 and encodes 265 amino acids. The transcript has 2 exons. The record is from RefSeq and is a predicted model, not a curated record. Gene Ontology annotation, biological process: negative regulation of translation; negative regulation of ribosome biogenesis. NCBI's taxonomy places the organism in Eukaryota, Fungi, Mucoromycota, Mucoromycetes, Mucorales, Lichtheimiaceae.